AUGAGCGUUGAAGUGUCUGAUAGAUCUACCGUUCAUGGUCAUAAUGACAAUGUGUUAGGUAAGAAAAGAAGAGGUGAAGAACCAAAAGAGGUGGACCCAAAACAAGAAGAGGAGGAGAAGGAGGAGAAGGAGGAGGAGGAGGAAGGUGAAUUCAACGCUAUGUCCCGUGAUUUGGAUCAAAUUGGUAAAAUCAAUUUAACAUACUUUUUUGACAAGGUUAAUCUUAAUUUACCUGAUCUCAAAAACUUAUCUAGUGAGUUCAAUAAGCAGUUGGACAAGUAUAAGACAUAUUAUAGAAACUAUAAUAAAGAGGAUUUGGCUCUUAACGCCCCGCCGAUAUUGGUUUCGUUAAAGGAAAUUGUUCAUGCGCGGUUACAAAUUAAACAAUUUUCAAAUGACUUGACGUCUGUCUUGGAUAGACUACAGCCUAUAACAGAGGUGAUACAUCGUGCCGUUAUACUACCGGCGGAAGAUGUUAGUGAAUUCGAAGACGAUGACGAAGAAGAAGAAGAAGAGGUGGUGGAGGGGGAUGGCGAAGGAUACGCAAAGGAUGAUUUGCAGGAGGAAAUGGAUCCGGAGAUAAGGAAAGUUGCCGACGCUAUUGGACUUGGUGAGGUGAUUAGUAACGGUCAGGCAUAUAUUGCAAAGUUUAUCAAGCAAGUCACAAGAAGAACCAAUAUCGACGACUCUAGCAACUUUGCCAGCAGCCAACACCAGGAUGUGUCAACUAACAAUUUAGAUCAAAUUGAAGGAUUAUCAGAAAAAGUCAUCAAGGAGCUAACCGAGCUUAACUCGAUGGAAGAGUUUAAGAAAGAGGAAAUAUUGAGGAGUAAGAUUUUGGCCAUACAGGAAUUGGACAUUGAGCAAAUACAUAAAAACAAAUUGAUGACCAAAUUGAUGAUGGGUAAUUAUUUUAAGUACAUUAACCAACAGUUGAAAGAUGAAGAGGAGAAAUUGUCUAGUUUGUUAGAUGAGAAACAGAUUCUUUCCAGUGUUGGGCAAACUGUGUCAGUUGAUAACAACAUCAACAAAGAUGUAAUUAAACCUCUAUCUCAUAAAGGCAGCGAAGAAGAAGAGAAAGGAGAAGAAAAAGAAGAAAAAGAAAAAUAUGAUGAUGAUGAUGAUGAUGAUGAUGAUGAUGAAGUGAUAAUCACAGAGGAAGAUCAACGUACUACUUAUUUUGAUAAAGAAAACAAUAUUCUUGGAUGUCCACACUACCAGCGUAACUGCAAAUUGGAGUGCACAACUUGUCGUCAAUGGUUUACAUGUCCAUUUUGUCAUGAUGCCAAGGUUACUAGUCACAAAAUGAUUAGGAACCAAGUGAAACAUAUCUUGUUGAAGCAUAGUUACAAAUGUCCCAUAUGCAAGAAAUCGAUUGCUAAUGUUGAGAAUCAGUUUCGGCUCCUUGACCAAGAGAUUUCGCAGAGUCCAAUGCCUGAUCCGUAUAAUACAUGGAGCUGUACAAUCACGUGUAACGAUUGUAAGGGAAAAUCAAAUUGUCCAUACCAUGUACUAGGGCUUAAAUGUAAAUACUGUAAGAGCUAUAAUACUAAUCAAUUGAAGAUUAAAAAGCCAAACGAACCUGAAGAGGAACCAGAAAAUGAUGAGAAGCAUGAUUUCGAUGCUAAUAUCAUGAGACUAGUUCAAACUAAUUUACAAAAUAAUUUUGACAUCGACUUGAGAUAUGCAUAA
This is a messenger RNA of Lodderomyces oxycetoniae, 1692 nucleotides long. RefSeq lists its product as uncharacterized. The coding region runs from base 1 to 1692 and encodes 563 amino acids. Gene Ontology annotation, molecular function: zinc ion binding. Lineage: Eukaryota; Fungi; Ascomycota; Pichiomycetes; Serinales; Debaryomycetaceae. The record is from RefSeq and is a predicted model, not a curated record. The transcript is spliced from 2 exons.